UUUUUUUUUUUUCUAUCUUGGAACUGAGGUCAACUCGGAUGAACUUUUGGUCCCACAAAAUUCAUCGUGGAUAACCUAAACUUUACUCCAUAAUGUCACAGUCAAGUCUACAAAAUCCAAUGUCUUUAUUAAAACCAACUUCACCUACAACUCAGCCUACUCUUGAUUCUUCUUUCGCUAUAUCAUCACAACAUGCAACCUCAGGUGGAUCAAAUCAAGCAGUAACAAUAGCAAGUUCUCGUUCACGUGCAGGAAGUAUCAUUCGGUCUAUGGUAACUCCUUCUGCUAGUCCUUCCCCUUCUCGACGUCCUUCUUCUGCUACUCACACCAUGAUGGGAAAACGUAUGUCCAGUGUAUCUGAAGCCUUACAUCUCAAGUUAUCAGCAUUGACCUUACAACAAGAUGGUAAUCCUACUCUUGUUUCCCCUUAUGGUAAUCCAACUCCUCCUCAGCUCUCUCCUUAUCCAACAACAACUUUCACCAACGCGUCUACCACUUCAUUAUCUCAAGUAUCAGAAUCCAAUUGGGCUAAUAAAUAUGACGAUUUUGACAUUAAGGAUCCUAUAGGUUAUGGCUCCUCUGCUAUUGUUUAUAGUGCUAUCUACUUACCAAUGAAUAAACGUGUUGCCUUGAAAAUGAUUGAUCUUGAUAUGUUUGAACGCAAUCAAAUUGAUGAACUACGUAGGGAAACGGCUUUGAUGGCUUUGUCAAAACAUCCAAAUGUUCUCAAGGUAUAUGGCUCAUUCGUGAAUGGAUCAAAAUUAUAUAUUAUUACACCCUAUCUAUCGUUUGGAUCUUGUUUGGAUAUCAUGAAGACAAAGUUUCGUGAAGGAUUUGAUGAAUUUAGUAUUGCCACCAUUUUAAAACAAGCCCUAGAAGGAUUGGUUUAUUUGCAUAAGAACGGACAUAUUCAUCGGGAUGUCAAGGCUGGAAACUUAUUAAUGGAUGAUCAAGGUACUGUUCUAUUGGCUGACUUUGGUGUUUCUAGUUCUUUAUCUGAAAAAGGUGAUUUACGGAAAACUUUUGUUGGCACUCCUUGUUGGAUGGCGCCUGAAGUGAUGGAACAAGAAGGUUAUGACUUUAAGGCUGACAUUUGGAGUUUUGGUAUUACUGCUUUUGAACUUGCUACUGGUCAUGCUCCUUUUGCCAAAUACCCACCCAUGAAGGUUCUCAAACUGACACUCUCAAAUGCUCCUCCUACUCUGGAACACGUACAUACCAAAUAUAAAUACUCCAAGUUAUUCAAAGAAAUGAUUGAUCUUUGUUUGCAAAAGAACCCGGACUCUAGGCCAUCUGCAGAAAAGUUAUUACAACAUCCAUUUUUCAAACAAUGCAAGAAAAAAGAAUACCUGUGCAAAGCCAUUCUUAGUCAGGUGUUGCCUUUGGAUCAACGCCCACAUAAGACCUUACCUCAAAAGCGUGUCUCUAUUGAAUCAAGUGACCAAUGGGAUUUCGAUGAUACCCCUCUCCCAGAUGCCAACACUGUGAAGACUUUGCCUCACGAUAUCGAAAGACAGAUUCCAACAAGAACACCCAUAGAAACGACAACAGCUCCUCCUCAACAACCAACAAGACGACAUAUCACUUUUGGCGAUGUGAUAGUUCGUGAUAGAAGUAGUAGCACUAGUGUAACAAGAGCCGUCGAUAUUCCCCUUCAUCCGUCCUGUUUACCCGAUAUUGCCAACACUGCAGCUGCCACAACAAAAAAGUCAAGAUUCAUCAUCGAAGAUUCUGAUCAUGGUGCCACCACUGGAUCAACAACCUCCAUCAUGUUAUCUCAAGGAGGAAACACUACUUCAUCUGACGACCAUGACACAUCUAAAGAUAUCACCGGCACGAAACACCGUUACUCAUUGCAAUUGCCUGGCAUGGAAUGUGAUCGGAUACCACCGGAUUCAAUACUUGCAGCAUCAUCGGCUCGUCAUUUAACUGGUCAUUCGGAUUCGAUAUCAGGUCCUCUGAACAGAGUAGCAAGUUGUGAGAAUUUCUCUGAGAGGAAAUCAAGGUUUGAAGUGCAACAUAUUACAUCCAAUUCAACAGGAACGUCAACCACGUUUUUAGAACAACAUACGCCCAUCGACAUUUCUCGUGAAUCUUCUCGUUCUUCUUUACAGCCACAACCACAAAAACUUGGACGAUUUUCCGUGGAAAAGGCCACUGGAGAUGGUGGUAAUAGCAACAACAGCAGCAUGGUUAACAACGACAGUAACAACAAUAUCAACAGUAAAGAUGAUUCAAGAAAAGUGGGACGUUUUGAAUUGACUGGACGUUCAACAACAACAUCAUCAUCAUCAGAUAACGUUGUCAAUACUACGAUGGAUUCAAUUACAUUUACUCGUGAACAGAUUUACCCUCAAAUGGAACUUUUACUCAAGCAAACUGAUGCGCAAAAAGUCUUAUUACAAGAAGUAAUGACCCAACUUGGUUCUCAAUCCUAUUUACCAUGUCCUUCUCUCGGUAUCAAAAAUCGUACUGAUCCAUCUAAGCGGCAAAUCGAUUCAUUGGUUUCUCAAGAACACAAAAGAUCAUCAACAGAUUUACAAGACACCAUCGAUCAUUUACAACAGUUAUUAUCGGCGUCCAUGGAAGAACGCAGUAGAUUGAUGAAGGAAAAUGACGCUCUACGACGUGAAGUGGAACAACUACAAAGACAAACAGGCUCCUCUUCAUCCUAGUAUUAUGUUCGUUAGUUACCUUUUCUCAUUUUUUUUUUUUUUUUUUUACUUAUUGUGCCCAAAUGAGUGGUUUAUGUAUUUUUAUAGUUU
Halteromyces radiatus is the source of this 2765-nucleotide messenger RNA. Its product is annotated as kinase-like domain-containing protein. The record is from RefSeq and is a predicted model, not a curated record. NCBI's taxonomy places the organism in Eukaryota, Fungi, Mucoromycota, Mucoromycetes, Mucorales, Cunninghamellaceae. Bases 93 to 2675 code for a protein of 860 amino acids. The transcript has 9 exons. Gene Ontology annotation, biological process: protein phosphorylation. Gene Ontology annotation, molecular function: protein kinase activity; ATP binding; protein serine/threonine kinase activator activity.